AUGCGUGGUGUAGACAGACGAGACAUCUUGGCAUCACCAAGCAAUCUAAAUUUUGCCCCGUCAGUGGGCUACCCAGCCACAUUUGAAGCUGAGGGGCUUGAAGACGUCGAUUGCCAGGUCCAUUUUCCUGAAAUUAUUGGUGUCUUGAAUGAUGCUUCGGGCAACCAACACAUCAAUAAUCCUAAUUCAUGGGUCGCCAUCACCCAAAGAGAGGGUGCUGCUGGUCGAGCUUUGCUUUCGAUGAGAAAUCCCAGUCUGAGCAUUUGGGAAACUAGAUCCCAGUCCACCAAUUCGUCUUCGUCAUUCGACUGCUCUCCAAGUGAAUGGAGUGUCAACAGCGUCGUACCGUUGCCGGGAGAGCUUACAGCACCGGCGGUACAAGGUGCUGCAAUCCUGCGUAUAUCAAAGGAGGAAACGGACCUGCUUCGUCAAUUUAGCACUGAAGUGGGGACUUGGAUGGACCUGUCCGACUUGUCUGAAACAUUUUCUAAGAAAGUCUGCCGAUUAGCCGUCCAUGAUCCAUUGCUCAAAUCAGCGAGUAUUGCAUGUGCUACUAAGCAACAGUAUCUAGUCGGAAAGCUGGAAGAUGGCAUGCAAAUUGCUCAAAAGAACUACGACGUCGCUAUCUCACUUCUCAUCAAUCGACUCCGGGACUCGGACGAGCAACUUGCUGAGUACGGCUUUGCAGCCAUUGUUAUCUGCUCAUGCUAUGAAAUGCUAGAUGCCCCCACGGCCAAUUGGCAGAGACAUCUGGACGGUGUUUUCUCCUUCGGCAAGGUGCAAAAAGUAAAUGGAUCAUCUGGAGGCAUUGCACAAGCGGCAUUCUGGUCCAUCGCGCGACAGGAAGUGGUUUGUGCUCUUAUUAGUCGGUCAAAACUGCGGCUUGAUCCAGACCAUUGGGCCGUUGAUCUUGAAAAUAUUGGGCAGGAAGGGAGGGAGGAUUUAGUAAACAAUCAGUAA
Penicillium waksmanii is the source of this 960-nucleotide messenger RNA. RefSeq lists its product as uncharacterized. Gene Ontology annotation, molecular function: DNA-binding transcription factor activity; transcription cis-regulatory region binding. NCBI's taxonomy places the organism in Eukaryota, Fungi, Ascomycota, Eurotiomycetes, Eurotiales, Aspergillaceae. Gene Ontology annotation, biological process: positive regulation of transcription by RNA polymerase II. The record is from RefSeq and is a predicted model, not a curated record. Gene Ontology annotation, cellular component: nucleus. The transcript has a single exon. Bases 1 to 960 code for a protein of 319 amino acids.